AUGCAUAAUGAGUUUAAAGAGUGCGUAGCAUCAAUAUUGGAAUCCAUGGAUAGAGAGCAUGAAGAUGAGAUUAAGGAAUUGGAAGAUAACCUUGAUGCAUUGAGCGACAUCAUUGCAGGAGACAUUUCUAGUGAGCCUGAUAAUGUUCCACGAAAGAAGAUAGAGUUAUCCAGAUCUUUAAGCUUUGAUAGUGAAUCUGAUAAUAAGUCAUGUUCCACAGGAAGGGGACAAUGA
This is a messenger RNA of Parnassius apollo (apollo), 234 nucleotides long. The record is from the annotation of a GenBank genome assembly. Lineage: Eukaryota; Metazoa; Arthropoda; Insecta; Lepidoptera; Papilionidae.